CUGCUGAGAUGUCACCAUAUUUGGUGGCCUUUAGAAUUCUUUAAGCUUUAUUAGUUGCUCUGCUUCUCGCUCACGCAACCCACUUUGUAUAUCUGAAGUGGGAAGCUAUUGUGGACGUGUGAGUUUCGGUGAGGAAGAGAUCUAGAUCUGUGACACUCUUUGUACAGGGAGGAACUGAAGCUUCAACAAUGGCUUCCAAGCUGUUAAUGAUCACUGUCUUUGUAUUUGAUCUUAUUGCUUUUGGUUUAGCCGUUGGUGCUGAGCAGAGAAGAAGCACUGCCAAGAUCCAAAUGGAUGAGGAACAGACCUACAGCUACUGUGUGUAUGACUCUGACAUUUCAACUGGGUUUGGUGUGGGUGCCUUCCUGUUUCUAAUGGCUAGUCAAGUUCUUAUCAUGGUGGCCAGCCGCUGCUUCUGCUUCGGAAAGGCUUUGAGCCCCGGAGGUUCACGGGCUUGUGCAGUUCUCCUAUUCAUAAUCUGCUGGGUGACAUUCUUCAUUGCGGAGGUAUGUCUGCUGGCUGGUUCAGUGAGGAAUGCUUAUCACACCAAGUACAGAUCAUCGUACCUAAUCAACGACCAACCGGUAUCCUGCGAGACAGUUAGAAAGGGAGUGUUUGGAGCUGGCGCAGCUUUCGUGUUCUUCACUGCCAUACUCUCCCAGUUCUACUAUGUUUCCUACUCCAAAGCCAGAGGAAGCGUUGGACCUUACGUUGGAGAAGCCGCUGUGGGCAUGGCUGCCUACAAAUAAGCUUGCAUUUUCCUCCUUCACUUAGUUGUUGAAUGCCUGAUUAUAUUUUUACUGUGUCAUCAUUAUACAACAUUUUGAUUGAAACUUUAGUUGGAGAUCCAAACAUUGUUAAUAAUACUUUUUUUUUUGUUUCUUUAAUGCUAGCUGUGGCAUAAAUUUUCCUUGUACGAUAUGUGUAUACGAGCCUGUAUGUUGUUUGGUUCCUAUGGGACAUGGCAUCAUUUUGCUACUUUCGAGAGUGUUUGUCUGGCAUUAAUUAGCUGAUAAGAAAUGCAAGGUUCGUUCUACAGAA
Molecule: messenger RNA, 1041 nt
Organism: Ipomoea triloba (trilobed morning glory)
Lineage: Eukaryota; Viridiplantae; Streptophyta; Magnoliopsida; Solanales; Convolvulaceae
Exons: 3
Coding region: 189-749 (186 amino acids)
Source: RefSeq, a predicted model, not a curated record